Apis cerana (Asiatic honeybee) is the source of this 1328-nucleotide messenger RNA. Its product is annotated as RING finger protein 145 homolog. The record is from RefSeq and is a predicted model, not a curated record. Gene Ontology annotation, biological process: proteasome-mediated ubiquitin-dependent protein catabolic process. Gene Ontology annotation, cellular component: endomembrane system. Gene Ontology annotation, molecular function: ubiquitin protein ligase activity. NCBI's taxonomy places the organism in Eukaryota, Metazoa, Arthropoda, Insecta, Hymenoptera, Apidae.
AAAUAUCGGAACGUGGAUAUAGAAUUGGAAUUUCAAUUGAAUUUAAAUUAAAUUUUGGGUAUUUGAUAUCGUAACUAUUGAUUGUUUAAAUACUUAAACUUGAUCUACUCUACAACGAUCGCUGUGGAUACAGGUUAUCGUAUUAAUAUCGAGAAUGAUCUCCGUAAGAUUCGAAUGGAUUCAUAAGUACCUAUAUCAAGGAACAAUCGAAAUAGCAUCAGUGAGAAGCAACGGUGAGUGUUGGCAACAACGUUGACAUUAUGUACUAUUUUGCGAAGCAUGAAAAUAUUUGAUCAGCGACUAGUUACCGUUCAACCGUUUAACAGUAAUGUUUUAACGUGAAUUCAUAUUACGAUUAAAUAAUAUUCUACGAUCGACAGUGUUACAUUUUUACCACCGAUCUUGGAGGUGAAUUACCAAGAUGAUGUGGCAACAAUUAAAUAUACUUUUAAUACGAUUGUAUGAUCCGAUCGAUCGAGCAGAAAAUCUUUUUCUUAAAAUGAAGAAUAUUUGUAUGAUGAUAAAUCAAAUUAUAUUUUUUAUGCUGGCUGAUCGCAUCUUUAUACUAGAACCAAAAAUGACAUGUUUUUAUACAUUAAUGUUUUAUAACGUUAUUACUUACUGUAUUAGCUAUAUUAAGGAAUUAAUCGAAAAGGAAGAUUGGUCACCUUAUGUGACUCUCACGGAAAGAUCCAAGAUUAAACAUUUAGCUAUGUCUGCUACCAAAAUAGUUUUUGAAUGGACAAAAGCCGUCACCUUUAUUGUAACGCUAACAUUUAUGCUUCUUGUUUUUGGUUUGGAACAAGGUCUAGAACAUUACAAACCAUCAACGACUUACACGAUGAUAACAUGGAUUUAUUAUUUAGCAACGGAGAAAAUCUUCGCUGAGAUGUUUCCAUCGAUUUUGAAGUUUCUUCAUUUGGAGAUGUUUGAAAAUCUUGAAGAGCUUUAUGCUCCGGUAAUAUUAAAAUCAUUUACUAUUAGUGCAUCGGCUUUUCUUAUUUUAAUCUUACUUGUACGAAUAGCAUUCUGGAAAUUUUUAUUUAUAGCUAUCUAUUUGAAUAUUUAUUUAAGAUUAAAAGAUCUUUUACGAAUUUCGAGACCUGCGUUAAAACUUGAAUGCGAAAUAUUGAAUCGUUAUAGAAAAGCAACACCUGAAGAAAUUAAACGAUUUGAUGAUGUUUGCGCUGUUUGUCUUUGCGAUAUGUUCAAGGCGAGAAUAACACCUUGUUGUCAUCUUUUUCAUGCAGAUUGUUUACGUCAGUGUCUCAAGACUGGUAAUAUUUGUCCCGUAUGUAAAAGAGAAUUAAAAUUUUCAUAAAAAUUUA